AUGGUCAUGGUCGUUGCAGACCCUAUGAAACUUUUCAGUGAUUUGGAGCAGUUCCUUGAACCGAACAAAGACAUCAUUUUCUACAAUAGGUUCUUCAACCACGAAGUUAUGGCCGGGUCAUACCUGGUGAGACGAAGUGUCUUUUCCAAGUGGUUUCUACGCGGAUGGGCAGAUUACGAGUUUUCGCUGCCAAACUCCUUCCACGGUAGAGACAAUGGAGCCCUUCACAUGUGGAUGACUAAGCAGCUGCCUAAUGCUAAGAAAUGCGAGCAGUUAUGGAAUGCUUCGACUGGCUACGAUAGCCUAUCGCGUUAUACCGUAUGUUGCCGUAAAUUACUGCGCAACGCAUCUUUUCCAAAUAUUCGUGUUCUAGAGAAGGGACGAGCAUGGGCUCGUGAUGGAUGGCUUACAAAUAGCCAUUGGAAUCCCGAGAUCGACUUCAUGUUUCAUGCAAGGAAAGAAGCUGACAAGAAGAACUACACGACGGAACAUAUUGGGCAAGAUUUCAUAAUUGGGCUGUGCGACCCCCUA
Ostertagia ostertagi is the source of this 531-nucleotide messenger RNA. The record is from the annotation of a GenBank genome assembly. Lineage: Eukaryota; Metazoa; Nematoda; Chromadorea; Rhabditida; Trichostrongylidae.